CCCGUAGACGUCCUUCAAGUGUCAGCAGAAGCAUGGCGAACGCUAGUGGUGUAACCAUGGAAGGAGAAACUAUGCGCAGUACUGACUAUAAUCCUCAGUCCUACAUCAGGAGUGACACAGAAAUCGACAAACGACUUGGUGGCACUUUGAUUGCGGUUGGCCUUGGUGUUGCUGCCGCCAGCUUUGCAGGUCGUUAUGCCUUCCAGUUGUGGAAGCCUUUAGGACUGGUCCUGUCCCAGACCGUUAAGAAGAUGCCCACCUCAGCCUUUUCCUCCCACUUCUAUAAAGGAGGGUUUGAGCAGAAAAUGACAAAACGAGAAGCCAGCCUCAUCCUUGGGAUCAGCCCAACUAGUGCCAAGUCUAAGGUCCGAGAUGCCCACCGGAGGAUCAUGGUCCUGAACCACCCAGAUAAAGGUGGAUCUCCUUACAUGGCCGCCAAGAUCAAUGAGGCCAAGGACCUGCUGGAUAAAGACCUACGUCACUGAUUUAUAAAAACGACAUCACACACAAGUCCUCUGACCUUCCAGAUCCCAACAUGGGCUGUGACCUUGACUCCAGGCCUGUAUAGAUGUGGUUCCAGACAUUGAGUAUUGCGCCAAUGUACCAUUCCCAAUCCUUGUUUGUUUUUUUCUUCUCUCUUUUCAGCUGAAGUGGACUUUUGUUAAUCCUAAACUGUUUGUUUAUUGUGUGUGUAAAUAUAGUUGUAAAUACACUAUAUUGUAAGAUCCAAGAGUAAUAUUCUAUAGAAUAAUGAAUUUAAACAUUGUUACCCUGUCUUUCUGGGCAGGAAAGACAUUAUGACCUCUUUUUAAAUGAAGGCUAUGAUUGGACUGCACAGGAACAAUGUCUAUCUGACCAAGGUGGGGGGAUGGGGUAUUACUAAAGACUAAAAUGUUUAGAGUUAGAAUUGGGGUUAAGGUCAGUUUUAGGUGUUUGAUGAAAUAGGAUUUUUACGGUAAUACAUUUUGUUCUCGAAGAAAAUCCUUUCAUUCAUAGUAAAACGCGUGUGUGCGUGCAUGUGCGUGGUUACAACACAUUGAACCAUUUCUGAAAUUUGCGGAAUAAAGCAUUUUAUGUCAUGAUGAUCAAUGAG
Molecule: messenger RNA, 1093 nt
Organism: Esox lucius (northern pike)
Lineage: Eukaryota; Metazoa; Chordata; Actinopteri; Esociformes; Esocidae
Gene: dnajc15
Product: DnaJ (Hsp40) homolog, subfamily C, member 15
Exons: 6
Coding region: 33-485 (150 amino acids)
Biological process (GO): protein import into mitochondrial matrix
Cellular component (GO): PAM complex, Tim23 associated import motor
Molecular function (GO): ATPase activator activity
Source: RefSeq, a predicted model, not a curated record